Messenger RNA from Dicrocoelium dendriticum, 269 nucleotides. Lineage: Eukaryota; Metazoa; Platyhelminthes; Trematoda; Plagiorchiida; Dicrocoeliidae. The record is from the annotation of a GenBank genome assembly.
AUGUACCUUGAUCUUGCUGAUACCGUCUUUCGUGCUUCCGUUUUGCAGAUCACCGAUCUCCCCGGUGGCAUUGCUGUCGUGCAAUGUGGAUUCGGUCGCAUUCACGUGUUCACUGUUCAAAAUCCGGAUGCUCUGAUUAACGCCGCUUUUGAGUGCGCCCAAAAUCAUCUUGGCUUGCAGCUUCGCCGAGCUCAGUUUCCACUCACCCGGGAAUAUUGCCGCGAGUUUCGUUUGGGAAAGGCAAGGCAAGUCGAUGGACGAAUUUUUAG